Messenger RNA from Dendronephthya gigantea, 2124 nucleotides. RefSeq lists its product as uncharacterized. The record is from RefSeq and is a predicted model, not a curated record. NCBI's taxonomy places the organism in Eukaryota, Metazoa, Cnidaria, Anthozoa, Malacalcyonacea, Nephtheidae. The transcript has a single exon. Bases 1 to 2124 code for a protein of 707 amino acids.
AUGUCCAAUAGCGAACAACAGCAAGCAGGAAGUGCCGAAGCAUCGACUAUUUGUGUCAUAACAGAAACAAGGAACCUCAAAAUACGACCUUUUGCACCAGGAGAUGAUCAGAUUACUACGGGUAAAGCGUGGGACGAUUGGUUAGAAGAAAUCGAACAAGAGCUUCGUUAUUUCAAAAUAAGCAACCCGAUUGACAAGAAAGACGCCCCAAUUAUUUAUGGCGGUAAAGAAAUAGCUAGGCUUGAGAAAAGCUUACCUAAUCCGGCAGGGGAACUCGAUGAAUUCGACAAACUGAGGACAAAACUAAACGACUAUUUCACACCCAAGAAAAACAAACAUCACGCCAGAUAUUUAUUCCUUAAACUCCGACCAAAUCAGGGCGAAACAAUAGCGGCAUAUGCAAGUCAACUGAGAGAGAAGGCUAAUGAUUGUGAAUUUGAAGGGAACUCUGACGAACGAAUCUUAGAACACCUCAUUCAAACGACUCAUAAUCGGGUAUUGAUCCAAAAGGCUAUCAACAAGAAGUGGAAUUUGUCACAAUUUCUCAUGGAAGCGGCGCAAAUGGAGGAUACAUCGCUUCAAGUACGCGAUAUGAAAUUACCCGGACAUGAAGAGGUGAAGUUCGUGAACAACGAGAAACGACAUAAGAGGAGACGAACACCGUAUGUGGGAAAACCGUUGGGACGUCAAACACAGCCAUGUAAUUACUGUGGACAAACAAGGACUCACAUCAGCGGAGAGAAUUGUCCGGCGUAUGGCAAGAAAUGCAAGAAGUGUCAAAAGUACAAUCACUUUGCGAUAGUUUGCAGAUCAAGUAAAUCGGAUACGCAAAAAGGCGAUCGGAGAAAAUCGAGUCACGAGCGUGAGAUCGACCAACAAGGUUCCCAAAAGCAGAAACGAUCAAUCAAGAAAACGUCAGAAGACGCAACAGAUACUGCAACAAGUUCCGAUGACAAAUUUUUCGGUCAAGUGGUAAGACAUCUCAAGCAAGUUAAGAGAAUUCAAGGGAACAAUCAAAACAAGACUGUGACUAUACAUAUUAAUGAUGUUGGAGCCGAACCGGACAGUGGAGCUGAAGUUAAUUUGAUGGAUGAGCACCAAUUCAGAGCACUAGUGAACCGGUGUGGUAAAGACCAACCAACGCUACAACCCAGUCAGACAAAACUGAGUACGUUGCAAAGCAAGCUGGUUGUGAAAGGAGAAUUCAAGGCGACGGUUAAGAAUAGAACAUGUGGGACGGUGGCAAGAUUUGUCGUAGUCAAGGGCAGAAUAAAUUCACCUCCACUUAUCAGCAAGAAUACCUUAUUCAAACUCGGAAUGCUGCAGAUCAGGGAGGAUGGCUCGUUCGCGGAAAAGAACAACAUGAGAAUCGCAGAUCCAGCACAGGGAAUUAAAACAGUCACGAUGAGUAAAGACUACAGUCCACGAAUCAAGAAAAUCACAGAUCGGUAUAAUCAAGUGUUCAAAGGCAUUGGGAUGAUCAGAGACAAAAAGAAUGAUAAGAACUUUUAUACCAAAUUCAGUAUGAAGCCAGAAGCAGUUCCAGUUGCUCAAAAGUCGAGACCAGUUCCUUAUUAUCUACAGAAACCCUUGAAGAAAUGGCUGGAACAAUGUAUUAAACAGGAUAUAUUUAAAGAAGUGCCAGAUGGUGAACCAGUGACAUGGUGUUCGCCACUCGUAGUGCAACCAAAGCCAAGGUUCAGUGGGACAGAUAAGGAUCAACUGGAGCCACAUAUGAUUCGAGCCAGUGUCGACCUAACAGUACCCAAACAGUUCAUGGAGAGGCAUCGCAUAAUUCAAGGGCCCACCGUUGAAGAUUUCAUUUACAAGUUCCACGACUGUUCCGUGUUCUCCAAACUGGAUAUGAGACAGGGCUACCACCAGUUGUUGUUGGAUCCUGAGUCAAGAAUGAUUGCAACCUUCAGCACCCUGUGGGGCAAUAUGAGAGCAAAGAGAUUGAUCUUCGGGGCGAAAUCAUCGCAGGACCUGUUUGAUGAAGCAAUGUACCGCAUAUUUGGGGACAUCCAGGGAUGUCUUAGCCAGCGGGAUGACAUCCUGAUCGGGGGAAGAAAUACUGAGGAGCAUGACAAAAGCAUUGGAAACCGUUUUGCAGAGAGCGGCUGA